Messenger RNA from Trematosphaeria pertusa, 924 nucleotides. RefSeq lists its product as uncharacterized. The record is from RefSeq and is a predicted model, not a curated record. Lineage: Eukaryota; Fungi; Ascomycota; Dothideomycetes; Pleosporales; Trematosphaeriaceae. The transcript has 2 exons. Bases 1 to 924 code for a protein of 307 amino acids.
AUGAAGCACGCCGUCAUCUUCCCCGCGCUCUUUGCUUCGGCCUUUGCUGCGAGUAUUCCUGCUCAAGUCUACGAGCACAUCCACGGGCGUGCCGCCGCGCUAGCUCCUGUGUGCAAUUUCGAUGCGCGCUCUUUGGGCGAUGCAAACACCGUCGUUCAUGUCGAGAAGCGCGACUUGAAGCAGACCACUUGGAACCCGCCAUCCAACCUCGUGACUCCACUCAAGCAAGUGUGGGACCAUGAGAUGUCGACCUACUCCAAUCCUCUUGGGUUCAUGAACUUCGGGUACGACCAAGUUAUGGCCGGCCAAGGCAAGAUCAACUAUUGCGUGCGCUGGGACUCAUCCGAGUCGGUGACGGCGGAGCAGCGUACGCAGGUCGAAACGGCCAUUCGACGGCAGUUCAACAAGUGGAUCGCUGUUCUCGCCGGGUUCGAGAAAUUUCCGUACAACACUGUCGAUGUCAAUGUCGUGGGAUGGGCGGUGAGAGAUGCCUCGCUUCUGAGGGGAGACACCUCGGGGAUCCAGGUCUAUACUGACAGGGACUCGGGCGGCGUCCCUCAGUGCAGCGAGGCCUGCGGCCGCUUCUUCCAUCAGAACAACGACUAUAGCAGGUGCGCUGCCGGACAGGCUCGUCAUUACGACCAAUCGCUCUGGCUCACGGCUGGUUUCCAGGGCGGUGCCGGGGGCGACUGGGGACAGCGCGUCGGCUCCGAGUACUUCAUGCAGAACGUCAACGCCGAUAAUAUCCACAUCGUGCUGCACGAACUCGGACAUACUUUCGCGCUCGACGACUUCUAUGACUGGACUCCGACGGGGGUCACGAACUUCAUUAUGCGGGCUGGGAGCGCAAUGGAGAUUACGGAGUUCGAUGCCUGGAUGUCGAGGGACUGGUGGAGGAACUUGAAAAGUCGGUACGGUCUGUAG